AUAAAAAGGACGGGCGAACCCGUGGAUUUUCCACGGACUAACGACUAGUCUCUUUAAUAAUAGCCGUAUUUUGUCUGUCUCUGCGCGGACCCCCAGCUGAGUUAGAAAAUCGUGCUACGGAAACACGAAUAUCAAAUGUGAUAUAUUUUUAUCCACUUUGUUGCAACAGGUAAAUAUAAAGGACGGGCGAACUCAUGGAUUUUUCCACGGGCUAACGACUAGUCUCUUUAAUAAUAGCCGUAUUUUGUCUGUCUGUCCGCGAGAAUGGCGUCGUGCGACGGGCACACGAAAAAGCGUGUAAAUCAAAGACGGCCGACUCCGUGGAAAAAUCCACGGGUUAACGACUAGUCUCUAUAAUAAUAGCCGACGUCUGUCUGUCUCUGCGCGGACCCCCGCUGAGUUAGAAAAUAAUCUUACGGAAACACGAAUAUCAAAUGCGAUAUAUUUUUGUUGCCACGGGUAAGUUUAAAGGCCAACGACUAGUAAUUUAUAUUAAAAAAUUGACCUCCGAAUUGAUCCCUGUUAUCUAGGGUUCCGUGUCCCCCGGGUAUGCCCGCUUUGUUAUCUCUAGAGGGUUCCGUGAUCGCAGGGCCUUGGGUUCGAUUACAUGCCCUCGUGGGGCCCUGGGUUUCGGUUUGCUUACAUGUCGUCGUUCAGGGGAAAAUCUGGGAAUCUCAAGAUGGCGUGCAUGCUAUGUAGUACAAGACAAAAUUAAGUAUAAAGGAUUGACAUAUAUUUGUUGUCACAAUGAGUAGUAUGGAGAAGGUAAAUAAAGAAACAAGUGUGGAAGGUUCCCCAUUGGCUUUAGCUAGAGAUAUGAAGCAAUUGAUCAAUAAUAAAGAGUUCAGUGAUGUUAAAUUUUUGGUUGGUCCAGAAAAAGUCAUUUUUCGGGGGCAUAAAUGUAUUUUAGCUGCAAGAUGCCACGUGUUCAAAGCAAUGUUCAAAGAGUCUCUGUCAAAUGAAGAACCUUAUGUACUAGCUGAUAUGACUCCAGACCUGUUUAUGUCAAUUCUACAAUUUAUCUACACCAAUACUUGCAAAAUUAACAGUCAGAAUGUGAUGAAUGUGUUGUCAGCCUCCAUGGAGUAUGGCAUGGAUCAACUUGUGAAGAUUUGCGAGAAGUACAUUGGAGAAUCAGUGACUAUUGAGACAGCUUGCGAUGCUAUGCAGGCAGCUGUGACGUUUGGUCUUGACAACUUCAAGAGAAUGCUGCUUCCGUUUUUCGAGCAACAUACUGCUGAGAUUUUCCAAACCAAAGGUUUCAACGAAUUGUCCGACACUACAUUGGCUUAUAUCAUGCAGAGUGAUGAGCUAAAUAUGGACGAAUAUGAAUUACUGAAAGCAAUAAAAAGUUGGGCAGUUGUUAACUCGGUAGCAUUGGGUCGUCCUCUAUGUGAGGUAGCGCGUACUGUUGUUUGCAAUUUAAGGCUACCGUUACUUUCUCCGGAAGAGUUAGGACAACUUGAAACAGAAAACGUGAAGGAACAUUUUAUCUCGGUGGAACAAAUUUCCAUGGCGUGGAAACAUCAUGCUUUAAAAACGCCAAUGAACUCUACGCUCGACACGACGCCAAGAAAGGGAACACGUUCCAGACAAAGAGAUCGAUAGUUUUUACGUGAAAUUCCUAUCCAGUGAAAUAUGGAUUCGUACUGGCCUUAAUCCAGUCGGCUUGCUUUAAAGCGAAAAAUAGUAUUUUUUAUUUGAAUGAGUAUUUUUAGUUUGUGAAAAAUUAUUUUUUAUUAUUUAUUAACUUUUAUAUUUAUUUCAUGGGUAUUUAAUAACACGACCAAAUCUCCAUGUGGGGUUUGAAGAGUUUUUGAGAAUGGUCGAUUCUCGGUGAAGAUUUUGUGGUGCAUAAGGCAUGUUUUACAUCCAGGUGAGUGCUGAGAUGCUGCUUCUUAAAAAGUCGCUUUUUUGAAAAUGAAAGGAUAACAUUAACGCCAUUACCAGAAUGUUUGCUACAUGGAACGCAGGCUUUAUACAUGAAUAAAAAUAUUUCGUAGUAACUCAACUUUUAAGUAGAAAAGCUUGUGACGUGUAAAUAUACCCUAUGUUAAGGUGUUUUUACACGACUGUAUUUAUUUGACAUGUGAUUGUAGGCUCUGGUUGAUAUCAGAACUACUAAACUAACUGUAGUGAUAGAUGAGCUGUUUGUUUUUAUAUGAUAUUUAGGUGUAUAUUUUUGUAAUAGGUGAAAAUAUUUAAGAAAUUAAUAACUACUCCA
This is a messenger RNA of Hydractinia symbiolongicarpus, 2224 nucleotides long. RefSeq names its product BTB/POZ domain-containing protein 19-like. Lineage: Eukaryota; Metazoa; Cnidaria; Hydrozoa; Anthoathecata; Hydractiniidae. Gene Ontology annotation, molecular function: protein binding. Bases 748 to 1608 code for a protein of 286 amino acids. The record is from RefSeq and is a predicted model, not a curated record. The transcript has 9 exons.